GCCAUUCUAGGAGGCCAAACCACGCAGCACACAUUGUGUUCCUUUCCAUUCACUGGAUACAUAUUUUUGUGUGUAGACGGGAUCAAGCGUUUAGAGAAGUCGAUUUUGUGCAUUCAAUUGGAGACAAAGAUGGCAGUGCGGAUCGUCUUCAGUGUGAUUUGGAUUCUGGCAUUUCUGGUACAGAGCCAGGUGAUUGGUGAUGAUAUCGAGUAUGGUAGUGCAGCCGAUUCUGUUGUCUCAGAAAACGAAAUUGUAAGAUGUAAGAGCUUAUGGACGAGCUGCCGAACUCGCUGCAUACAGCGCUGCAGUGCAUAUCGCAAUUCUGUCUGUUUCACGGCACUGACUUCCAUGAGAAACAAGGACAAAAGGGAGAAAAGGGAGAUGUUGGACCUCCGGGGCCUCUGGGCCCUGUAGGAGUUCGUGGCCCUAUUGGAAUAGUAGGCCCAGCAGGUCCGAAGGGCAACAGAGGAGCAACAGGAAUUCCUGGUUACCGUGGGAGACCAGGUGAAAAGGGUGAAAAGGGAGAAACUGUACUGACGAAUCGACUCUCAAGCUUACCACAAUACAAACCAGCAGCACAUCUGCAUUCCACGAAUGGAAAAGGAUACCUUAAAAACAUUGGUACCGUUAUUCAAUGGGGAAGAGCCAAAAAUGGUUCAUUCCUCAAUGAUGGAAUGACCUACAGAUCUGGAUACCUGACCGUGCCCAAGGCAGGCAUAUACCACAUCUAUUCCCAAAUCGUCUGUGAGCCUGACUACAAUGAUUAUUGUGGACUGUCCAUUUACGCAAAAGAUACAAGGACGCAUGCAGGUUAUGCUUAUUACAAACAGAGAGGCCAAACAGUGGGUGACCAGACGGUUUCGGUCAGUGCCUUGAGGAAGAUGUCGCAGUAUGAAAGUAUAGGCGUUAUUGCACAAGGCAAUGGCUACUUUUGGUUUGGUGAUGCAGAUCGGACGUUCUUUGGAGCUGUUUGUCUCAACUAAUCUGACUCAACAUUUGUGUCGGUAGUCGCUCGGCUAUUUCACACGUGACACGUGCUACUGGCAUGUCUUUUUGUGUUAUUGAUAUUGUAUGUCUUGGACGAUCACUCGUAGGGAUAAGUUUGCUACCUGCCUGACCUGCAGGUUGUUGUUGUAACAAAAAAUCACUGAAAUAUGACAGAAUGAUGCCUUGACUAGUUUUGUUGAUAUCA
Molecule: messenger RNA, 1192 nt
Organism: Corticium candelabrum
Lineage: Eukaryota; Metazoa; Porifera; Homoscleromorpha; Homosclerophorida; Plakinidae
Product: collagen alpha-1(XI) chain-like
Exons: 8
Coding region: 270-983 (237 amino acids)
Biological process (GO): immune response
Cellular component (GO): membrane
Molecular function (GO): tumor necrosis factor receptor binding
Source: RefSeq, a predicted model, not a curated record